AUGUCUUCCACAAUCCUAAUCCAAUGUGCCAGCGACCUUAUCCAAAAGAUUGCCUCAGAGAUAAAGUCGGAAUAUGGGAUGUGUUCGAUGGCGCCGUCAAUAUACGAUACAGCAUGGCUUGCUAUGGUCGAGAAAAAUACAGAUCAAGGACCCCAAUGGCUGUUCCCUGAGUGUUUUGAAUACCUUCUUGAGCUCCAAAACGCAGACGGCGGGUGGGAUCCCCUAGAGCAGGCCACUAGAACUGCCAAAUACCCAGCCAACAUCUGGCUGCCCGAUUGCAUCAUUCAUUCGCUCGCCGCAUUCCUUGCUCUGUGCCGGCAUAUCCGCCGCGCCAUGCGCGAAGGAGGUAACAUCCCUGGUGAUUCGAUAGCUAGGAUGUUCCGCGCAAAGCAAUUCCUUGAUGUCAAGUUGCACGCCUGGAAGCUUGAUGGAACCACUCACUUUGGAUACGAGUUGCUUGUUCCCGUACUCUUGCGGCUCUUGGGUGAUGAAGGUGUGACUUUCGAUUUUCCGGAAAAGGAGGCCUUGCUUGAGAAAUACAAAAAGUCCUCCGAUAUUGAUCUCAGUUGGCUUUAUAGUGGCCCUUGCAAGGUUCCUCUCUUUUGUUUGGAGGGAUUUCUCGAGAAAAUUGACUUUACUAGGCUGGAGCAUCUUGUUACUACAGCAGGUAUCGCUGCGUCGCCUGCCUCAGCCGCGGCAUAUUUGAUCUAUUCGCCCAAAUGGAAUGAUAAAUGUGAAGCUUACUUACGCCAUGCUAUAUCACAUGGUCAAGGCAAACGAACCGGCGCAGUUGCAGGUAUUCUGACUGCACUCUUGGAAAAUGGAUUCACGGCCGAUAACUUGGGCCGAGACCAGGUGAACAGCAUACUUGAAAUAAUUCAUAGCAAAUUAGAGGAUGGGGUCACCGGAGCCACCGAAGCAUUCUUCCCAGAUGCAGAUGACACCUCGAGGGCCAUUACAAUUUUGAAUAUGCAUGAUUACAAGAUCAGCCCAGCUGCAAUGGCGGAAAAAUUCGAAGUUGAUCAAUGUUUCGAGACAUUCGACACAAGGAUACCUAACCGCGUGAAGAGCGUGAGCGUUAACGGCAAUGUCCUAAACUCUCUCCUUCAUGCCCCAGACCCGAGUGCUUUUAGUCCUCAGAUUGAGAAGAUUGCAAGGUUCAUAUGCGGGAGAUGGCGCACGGAUGGGAAAUUCGAGGAUCACUGGAACCUAUCCGAGUACUAUGGCCUUAUGCAUAUGGCACAGUCGCUAGUACGAGUACUGAUCCUUUGGGAUAAAGGGGGAUUACCCUCAAUACCAGAUGAUUUUGUUCAAAGCAUAAUCCCGUCCUGCUUGAGGGAGGUGACGACACGAAUCCUGCAACAGCAACACCCAGACGGCGCUUGGGGUGAUAUACAUUCAAUGGAAGAAACUGCUUAUUCAAUCAUUGCUCUGGCAAACCUGGGUUCUCAUGCUGCUCUUGGAGAUGACUCCAGUCCCAUCGAAUUGGCAAUCGCACGAGGAAAGCAAUUUUUGUUGGGGAACUGGCAACUGGGAGUCAAGCCGGACCGGAUCUGGACCGGAAAAAUUCUGCAUGGUAUCUCAUAUAUUCAGGAUGCAUAUGUUCUCGCUGCCUUAAAGGUUAGUUGUGCAAAUUUGGCGGGUAAGAGAAGGCAGAAUAAGAAUUAA
Molecule: messenger RNA, 1668 nt
Organism: Penicillium cataractarum
Lineage: Eukaryota; Fungi; Ascomycota; Eurotiomycetes; Eurotiales; Aspergillaceae
Product: Terpenoid cyclases/protein prenyltransferase alpha-alpha toroid
Exons: 4
Coding region: 1-1668 (555 amino acids)
Biological process (GO): diterpenoid biosynthetic process
Molecular function (GO): terpene synthase activity; magnesium ion binding
Source: RefSeq, a predicted model, not a curated record